GUCUUUUCCUCUGAUGAUCCUUGAAAUCUCUCAGCAUAGUGAAAGUCUAUUACCCAGUCCCUCAGAGUCCCCUGGGUCUCAGAAGGGCGUCUCUGUCAGAACACAGUCACUUGGGCAGAUACCAUUGAUAAAGCCCUAUGGGGACGACUCUGAAGGGGCACAGAUGUAUAGCACCAGCUGGGUGACGAGGCUGGAAGGUACCUACCAGAGGACCCUGCUUAUCACCCCUAAGCAUUUGUCAUUUCACUGAAUCCUCAAAACAACUCUGCACCCUAGAUAGACACCAUGACGCACCUCUACAGUUAAACUCAAGGUCAAGGAAGUCAAAUGUUUUGCCUCUGAAUAAAUAGAAAGUGCCAUCCAGAGAUAAGGGCUCCAUGACCAAAGCGGAAGGCCAGCCAGUAAGGGCUCUGAAUCUGGGCAGCCCCAGGCUGCUACGUCCAGGGAAGGAUCCCUGAAAGAAAUCAGUGCUGGAGUAAACCCAGAGAAUGGCCAGGCCACAGACAUCUGCAGAUAGAACCAGAAGGAUGUUCUGGGCUGUACCAGAGUCCAGCCUGGCAGUGUCUGUGCCUCUGAAAAUACUUGGCUGGCAUUUGGCACAGAAUGUAAGCUUAGGAAAUGUCAGCCCCGCCCUCUCUUCCCAAGCUCCUGGAGUCAAUUAGAGGUAAGAACGCCAGUACCCAGCCUCCCUUUAUGGGCCAUGUACCCUCUGCCCAGCCUGCCCUCAUAUUUAUUUCUGCUCCUUGAACUUCACCCUGCAAACCCACCCCCUCCCCAGCCAGGGCUGGCCUCAGCCACAGGCCUCACACUCAGGCAGAAUAGAGAGAGCUUCCAGUACCUGAGUUCUACAUCCCUCAGGGAAAUGAGAAACCUCCAGGUUCCAGGCCUAAGGGGUAAAGCCUCUGGUGAGGAAGAUCCCUGCCAAACCCUGCUCCAUCCUGUAAAUAACCCGAUGGGGUCAAGUGAGGACAGGGCCACAGGCCGACUUGGGCUGCUCUUGCCCCAGGUUGCAGACAGGUGAACAUUGAUGGUGACAAGGAAAAGGUGAACAUUGAUGGUGACAACACAGAUGAUGUGUCUUACUGACCAGUAGCUCUGAGGUGACUGUCACUGUUACUAGAAUGAGCCAGUGUCUCCCUGACUUCCACAUAUACAACCCCUCCACAGACACCUGAAAACAGAUGGUUUGUGGUGAGCCAGAGAAUGUAGCAGGCAACCUCAGAACUUUUAGCAGAGGCCUAACUCCAGCUAGAAGCCCAGGCAGAUCCACCCUCAGGAAGCAGGAAGCAGGAGGCCAGAGUCACCUGAGCUCUCCUCCCUCGGGUUUUUCCUGGACCUGCUGCUUCCAGUCUGACUCUUCCUUGUAGCCUCCACCCCACCUCCCCCCUAUAGCUCUCAGUCCUGCCCAACUCCAGAGUAAUAGUUCCAAACUUGUAAGGGCAGGGCAUGGACCAAGAUAGAGGAUAAACACUAGACGUCACACUACUCACCCUGGGACCAGGGCUCUGUGCUCUAGCUUCAAAAUGGCCUCAAUCUUCUCUUCCUUGCCUAUCUUCUCCUGCUCCCUCUCCUUUUUGUCUCCCUUCUGUGUGAGCUAUGUCCAACCUCAGUGCCUGCAGAUGACAUGUCGUGGAGAACAGUGGUUACAGCAGAUAGACCCCGAGUGUGCUAUAUGUGUUAUGGGCGGUAUCCUAGCUGUGUACUUGGGAAGCCACUGUCCUUGAGGUUCAGUUUUCUGUGUAAAGCAAGCAUUUGACUCAUGAGGGUUCUACACACAGUAAAGGAGUGAAGUACUGAUACACGCUUUGGUGUGUAACACCACUGUGCAAGUCAAAGUAGCCAGCCACGAGAAGCCAUACACUCUAUGAUCCUACUCAAACAAAACAUCUAGGGCAAGCAAAUUAAGAAACAGAAAGAUGAGUGGUUGCCUGAAGCUGGGGUGCGGGGAGGAAGGGGUGACUCGUAUUUUUGAGCUGUAAUGAGAAUGUUCUGAACUAGAUUAUAGUAGUUGCUCAACCUGACUCUACAAAAAAGUGUUUGAAUUGUGUGCUCUAAGUGGACAAAUUGCGUGCUAUGUAAACUACAUUUUUUACUUUGUUUUUAAAUUUAGGAUCCCGAUAAUAAUUGUUUCUUUGUGGGUAAGGGAAAUAGAAAUGACAUGUCUAAAAGCACCCGACGGGCACCAAGAAAGGGUGCUUAUCAUCAUUGCUGUUGGGAAGAAGAGACCCCAGAGAACCCCUGGGCUCUCAAAGGUGACAAUGCACACACCACACCCCAUCUCCCCUGAUCACCAAUGUAGCACUCCUCUUAAAAACCCAAAAGAGCCAUGUUAAAGAGCCCCAGGUCCAGGAAGCUAAACCAGAUCUGGAACUCCCUGGUCCCCUCCCCGCCCUGCCGCACGGCAGCCCGCCUCUUGUCAAGUGAUCGGGCUGUCAACUAGCUUCUCAGAAUUAGGUUUCAGGUCAGCUGGUGCCUAAGACCAGUACCGAGCCAGAGGCAACAGAGACAACAGUGAAUGGUGAGGAGGGGCCAUCGGAUCCUGCUGCCACCACUGGAAUGGAGCCCCAGGGAGCCCCUGCACUACCCUACCUUGGCUAGACUCAUAGCUGCCUCUGGGAACUGAAGGAUUGCCAGGCGACCUUGCUCCUUGAACCUCCAUAGGCACCAAAGGAACCAGGCCCAGCCACUCAAGACCAUGGUUGGGCUUCAGCCUUCAGAAGUGCCUCCGACAACAGUUGUGAAGUUCCUAGGGGCUGGCACGGCAGCCUGUUUUGCUGACCUCCUCACCUUCCCCCUGGACACUGCCAAGGUCCGCCUGCAGAUCCAGGGGGAGAACCCAGGGGCGCAGAGUGUACAGUACCGCGGUGUGCUGGGUACCAUCCUGACCAUGGUGCGCACUGAGGGUCCCCGGAGCCCCUACAGCGGGUUGGUUGCUGGCCUGCAUCGUCAGAUGAGCUUUGCCUCCAUUCGAAUCGGCCUCUACGACUCUGUCAAACAGUUCUACACUCCCAAAGGAGAGGACCACUCCAGCAUCGCCAUCAGGAUUUUAGCAGGCUGCACCACAGGAGCCAUGGCAGUGACCUGUGCCCAGCCCACAGAUGUGGUGAAGGUCCGAUUUCAAGCCAUGAUACGCCUGGGAACUGGAGGCGAGAGGAAAUACAGAGGGACUAUGGAUGCCUACAGAACCAUUGCCAGGGAGGAAGGAGUCAGGGGCCUGUGGAAAGGGACUUGGCCCAACAUCACGAGAAACGCCAUUGUCAACUGUGCUGAGAUGGUGACCUAUGACAUCAUCAAGGAGAAGCUGCUGGACUCUCACCUGUUCACUGACAACUUCCCCUGUCACUUUGUCUCCGCCUUUGGAGCUGGCUUUUGUGCCACAGUGGUGGCCUCCCCAGUGGAUGUGGUAAAGACCAGAUACAUGAAUGCUCCCCCAGGCAGGUACCACAGCCCGCUACACUGUAUGCUGAAGAUGGUGGCGCAGGAGGGCCCCACAGCCUUCUACAAAGGAUUUAUGCCCUCCUUUCUGCGUUUGGGAGCCUGGAAUGUGAUGAUGUUUGUAACCUACGAGCAGCUGAAACGGGCCUUGAUGAAAGUUCAGGUAUUGCGAGAAUCUCCAUUUUGAACAAGGCAAGUGGGCUACUUGUUGCUGUCCUCAUAAGAGGCUACCUAGAAUAGAAUCAAACCGCAGCUCUCUGCCCGGUGGGCCCAGCAAACUCAGGGGAUCCUGGCCCACAAAGAACUCUGUGCUCCUUGCUGACUUGAGAAACUGAACUAAAAGAGGAGGCAAGUUUCAGCCUUCCGUGUUUUUUCCUAAAAUACCUUUGUUUUUCACUGACCUGAUGGGAAUUAAAUUAUAUUAAUUUUUAGAACCCUUCCGGUUGAUGCCUAACAUUUAGGCAAGAGAAAACAACAUCAGAUUCCUUUGGACAAAAGGGAGAUUUGCCAGCUUCCCUGAAAUGUAGGAUUAGACGAUGAAUAAAAAACAGGAAAGGUUGCAAGCUUUGGGAAGAUCAGCUCACUGGAUACCCCAGGGAUAGUUGCACUUCACUACAGGCUGCAGUCACCCAGGCACAUCUGCCCUUCUGUACUGAAUCUGCCAAGGACUCCAGUAGGAUGCUGGGGAAAAUGAGAAAGGAAGAAGAAAGCAUUGAGUCCAUACAAGCGAGGCUGACUGGGCCCACCCAGGACACUAGAGGACUGAGGAUGUACGGUGGAUCACAGCCCCUCCCUAUCUACCUCAGGGAUUUGGGAGGAUCAAGAGAGAAGCAGGGCUUGGAAGCACUUUAUAAAAAACAAUGUCUGUCUGCAGAUGUAAAGUGAAGGCAGUGGUUUAGGAGAGGUUUUGUCCAGAGAGGAAGCCUGAGGAAAAUGCAUUUGUUGUGGUAAGGCCAUCCACACCAGAAUGGUGAGGACCACAGAUGACGGAAGCCGUGGGAACCUGCUGUCUGGUGACCUCAGAGGGCUGUGGGUCAGGACCCACAAUUUUUAUAAAAUUGUUAUACCUCAAUAAAAGGAAUUCCCACGUUAAGGAAAAUAAGAACGACUGCUUUCCGACCUUCUCUCAAGUCCUGUUUGUCGGUGUGGCAACAGACCCAAUUCCACCCUCCUAGUCUUCCUUCUUCUCUCUCACUGCCUUUGCCUACAGAGACAAUGCUGUACCUGAUAAGCCUUCAGCCUUUCAUCUGCAAAAGGGAGGGCUGAAUACAGGACCAAUUUCCAAGCUUAAGACUGCGCAUCUGGCAACAAAAAUGGCUCAGUGGGUCCAAUCCGCAGGACCCACAUGGUGGAAGGAGAGAACUCACUCUUGCAAGUUGUCAUCUGACCACCACAUGGGCACCCACACAUGCAUGUGAAUGUACAUAUGUACAAACACAACCAACAGAGGAAUGAGUAGAAAGAAAAGUUUAACCGCACAUGGCGGUUUGAAGGAGCUGUCUCCCAGAUGCCUCAGGCAUUUGAAUACUUGGUCCCCAGUUGUUAGUGGCUGUUUGGGGAAGUUUAGAAGAUGGGACCUUGCUGGAAGAAGUGUGUCAAUGGGGACUGGCUUUGAGAGCCCAAAGACUCGUGCCAUUCCCAGUUUUCAAUGUGACAUGUGGGUUCUCGGUGGCUGCUCCAGCCACUGUGCCUGCUGCCAGACCUCCUUGCCAAGAUGGACGCUUUCUCUCUGGAAC
This is a messenger RNA of Alexandromys fortis (reed vole), 5171 nucleotides long. It is a transcript of the gene Ucp3, whose product is annotated as uncoupling protein 3. NCBI's taxonomy places the organism in Eukaryota, Metazoa, Chordata, Mammalia, Rodentia, Cricetidae. Gene Ontology annotation, molecular function: oxidative phosphorylation uncoupler activity. The transcript has 7 exons. The record is from RefSeq and is a predicted model, not a curated record. The coding region runs from base 2696 to 3622 and encodes 308 amino acids. Gene Ontology annotation, biological process: mitochondrial transmembrane transport; response to cold; adaptive thermogenesis.